Molecule: messenger RNA, 658 nt
Organism: Haliotis rubra (blacklip abalone)
Lineage: Eukaryota; Metazoa; Mollusca; Gastropoda; Lepetellida; Haliotidae
Product: histidine-rich glycoprotein-like
Exons: 2
Coding region: 1-591 (196 amino acids)
Source: RefSeq, a predicted model, not a curated record
AUGCACAGGCCGCACAGGCCGCACAGGCUGCACAGGCUGCUCAGGCUCAGGCUGCACAGGCACAGGCCGCACAGGCUGCACAAGCCGCACAGGCUGCACAAGCUGCACAGGCCGCACAGGCUGCACAAGCCGCACAGGCUGCUCAGGCUCAGGCUGCACAGGCACAGGCCGCACAAGCUGCACAGGCUGCACAGGCUGCACAAGCUGCACAGGCACAGGCUCAAGCUCAGGCUGCACAGGCACAGGCUGCACGGGCUGCUGCUGAAGCAAUGGCUGCACAGGCUCAGGCAGAAGCUCAGGCUGCACGGAUGCAGGCCGCACAGGCUCAGGCACAAGCUCAGGCACAAGCUCAGGCUGCACAGGCUCAGGCACAAGCUCAGGCACAAGCUCAGGCUGCACAAGCUCAGGCUGCACAGGCUGCACAGGCUGCACGGUUUCGGGCCGCACAGGCUCAAGCACUCAGAUACCAGAGUGGACCGUACUAUCCUCUCGCUCCUAGCGCACCAUAUUAUCCUCUCGCUCCAAAGGGACAUUUUUAGACUCCUAGGUGACAUGAAUGCAGGCAAAGCCAUUGAUGGCGGAGGAGUCUAACAGAGGAAUUGGACUUGGAAUUGUAAACUGAACAAUAUAUCAUGCUAAAUAAAUGAUAUAUGCUGUG